This is a messenger RNA of Plectropomus leopardus (leopard coralgrouper), 6352 nucleotides long. Its product is annotated as insulin receptor substrate 2-like. Gene Ontology annotation, molecular function: phosphatidylinositol 3-kinase binding; insulin receptor binding. Gene Ontology annotation, biological process: insulin receptor signaling pathway. NCBI's taxonomy places the organism in Eukaryota, Metazoa, Chordata, Actinopteri, Perciformes, Serranidae. Gene Ontology annotation, cellular component: plasma membrane; cytosol. The record is from RefSeq and is a predicted model, not a curated record.
GUUUUUCUCCAGGAUCAGAUCGGUCUCUGGUCUGCUGCGACUGCACUGUUGCUUUUGCCGUGACGGCGCGCGGACACGCAUAUCGGUGUCUGCGAUGGAUUAAAAAAAAUAAAACGGGUUAAAGUUUUUUUUUUUGUCCUAUUUGAUAAGAAAAGGUUAUCUUGAACUUGAAAGGAGAAACGGAGAGAAAUGGCAAGUCCUCCGGCGACGGGGGGACACCUGUUAUCCAAUGGGACGAACGGUGUGAAGAAGUGCGGAUACCUGAGGAAGCAGAAACACGGACACAGGCGCUUCUUCGUGCUCCGGGAGCCCAUCGAGCGCUGCCCUGCCCGGCUGGAGUAUUAUGAAAGCGAGAAGAAAUGGAGGAACAAGUCCGCGGCGAAAAGGGUCAUAACUUUGGACUCCUGUCUGUGCGUAAACAAACGCGCAGACGCCAAACACAAGCACCUCAUCGCCCUCUACACCAAGGACGAGUACUUCGCUGUGGCUGCGGACAACGAGCAGGAGCAGGAGAGCUGGUACACGGUUUUGACUGAUCUAAUAGCCGAGGGGAAAGUGUACGACAGCCCAGCUUCCACCUCGUCUUUAGUGGGCUUUGAGGAAGCCAGCUACGGACUCAUAUCUCCUGCAAUAGCUGCCUAUAAGGAGGUAUGGCAGGUCAACUUGAAAUCCAAAGGCUUGGGUCAGAUCAAGAACCUCACUGGAGUGUACAGACUGUGUUUGUCCAGCCGCACCAUCAGCUUUGUCAAACUGAACUCAGAAACAGCUGCUGUCAGCUUACAGCUCAUGAACAUCAGGAGGUGUGGACACUCAGACAGCUUCUUUUUUAUAGAGGUGGGUCGCUCAGCGGUCACCGGGCCUGGGGAGUUCUGGAUGCAGGUGGAGGACUCUGUGGUGGCGCAGAACAUCCACGAGACCAUCCUCGAGGCCAUGAAGGCCAUGAAGGAGCUGUCAGAGUUCAGGCCGAGGAGCAAGAGCCAGUCAGCCAGCACUAACCCCAUCUCUGUGCCCACACGACGCAACCUCAACAACCUCCCCCCCAGUCAGACCGGCCUGGUGAGGAGAUCCAGGACUGAUAGCAUGGCAGCAACGUCCCCAGGGAGGAAGUUCACGUCCUGUCGGAUAAGAACAGCGAGCGAGGGGGACGGAAGCGUGACCCGCCCUGUGUCCAUGUCCAUAUCUGUGAGUGGGAGUCCCACCAGCCCGAACUCUGCGAACCACCUCAUCAGGUCUCACACACUCAGCAGCGGGCGCACCUGCAGGAUGCUGGAGUCCGCCUCCAACCUGCAUCACAGCCGCUCCAUGCCCGUAUCCAACUCCCCACCUGGCACCUCCAGUCCCAUCAGCAUGUCCCCCAGAGGGGGGGCUGGUGUCUGCACUCCUGACAAAGCCAGGCGGCCUUUCAGCUGCAGCGCCUCCAUCUCUGGCUCCCUCAGUGACACUGGCUUCAUGCUGUGUGACGAUUACAGCUCCAGCCCAGGGGAGCUCAGAUACCUCCCCCUGACCCGCAGCGACACCCCUGACUCUCUGUCCAGCACGCCUCCAUCCCGUGACAUCAGCGACCCUUGUGGCUACAUGAUAAUGGAGGGGGCGAAUGGGAGCAGGUCUGGUGGCGAGGGGCUUGCGUAUGACAAGGCUUACAGGAAGCGGACGCACUCCCUAACCACACCGCGUCAACAGAGAGUAGUGGCGCCGCUGUCCUCAGCCUCCCUGGAUGAGUACACACUCAUGAGGAUGGCACAUGGUCACAACUCCCACUCCGCCUCCCCCAAAGUGAGCUACCCUGAGGAUUACGGCGACAUCGAAAUCGGUUCAUCCAGGAGCUCCAGCAGCAACCUCGCCGAUGAUGGCUACAUGCCAAUGACGCCAGGUGUAGCUGCCCAGUCUGGCAAGGUAGACAACUACGUGCCCAUGAGCCCCAUGUGCGUCUCAGCGCCGAAGCAGAUUGUGAACCCCAGGGUGCAUCCUCAGGCGGCUGCCAGCGGCGGAUACAAGACCAACUCCCCCUGCAGCAGCUCUCUGGAGGACAACGGCUACAUGAGGAUGUGGUGCGGCUCCAAAUCCUCCAUGGAAAGCCCGGACAGGAAUGGCGAAUACAUGAACAUGUCACCUGGAAACCCACCUCCACUCCAGACCCCCCCUGACUACUACAUGGGCCUGCUGGCUGGUGAAGCUCCACCAGUGAGGUCAGCGUACCAGGCCGGCUCCCUCACGCUGCCUGCGAAACUUCAAGCCUCCAAGACUGAGGAGAGCAGCCAGUACGUGUUGAUGAGCCCUCAGAGUUUGAGGCAGAGGGCGGGGGAGUCGGACUAUUACUCUGUGAUGCAGCCCAGUGCGGCUCAGACCUCACCGCUGAGCCCCUCCGUCCCAUCUCCAGUCAGACACAACCGGGCGGAGACCCUCCCCUACAGAGGGAGGCUCGGCCGACCAAACAGGCUCUCCCUGGACACCCUGAGGACCCUGCCCAGCAUGAAUGAGCACCCCCUCCCCGGAGAACCCAGAAGCCCCGGGGAAUACAUCAACAUUGACUUCAGCGGCACCAGAUUCUCCCCACCCUCCACUGUAUCCACAGAGAGCCGGUCCUCAUCACUGGGCUCCAGCAGCGGGGGCCCUGGGAGGUCCUCUCUGACAGACUACAUGAACUUAGAGCUGGGCUCGCACUCGCCAAAGGAGGCUGACACUCCCGCUGAGCGCUUGGACACACUCCCAGAGUUAUCCAUGUGCUCAGAGGAGGACAGAGUGUACCAUCUGGACGGUGAGAAAGGGUCUCAGGGCCUCGGUGAUGAGGUGAAAAAUGACUACACUGAGAUGACGUUUGGGAUGACCAGCUCGCCCCCACAGCUUGUUCCUCAAAACACUGCAAGCAGCCAGAGCAGCAGGGAGAGGAGACUCUCUUUGGAGGACCAGGGAGUCCCAGAAACCAUUGGGGUCUUCCUGCUCGGAGCCACAUCCUCCACACUUGACCCCGACUGCUCCGCCAAGGUGAUCCGCGCCAAUCCGCAGGGACGUCGGCGCCACAGCUCUGAGACCUUCUCCUCCACUGCCACUGUGACGCCGGUCUUCCCCUCCUUCGCCCGGGGGGACGCUGUAAAGAGGCACAGCUCGGUGGAGAACAUCUCAUCCCGGAGCAGCGAGGGCUCAGACGAGGAGUACAGCGGCAGCCCCGUGAACCGGCAGAGCUCGACCGCCUACCCCAACGGUCUGAACUACAUUGCCUUGAACCUGCUGGACAAAAGGGACAUGGAGAAAUGCGAGGACCUGGCUGGCUUCAAACCCACCAGCAGCUGCAAAGGGGGUAUCAAUGGAUUACACAGCUCACCAUAUGUCUGUUUGGGAUUCAAGGAGGCUGCAACCACUGCCAAAGACUGAAGGACUCCUGUAUUGUCUGACUUGGCGUCUUCACCGACCUGCUGCUCGACAAAAAAAAACAAAAAACUUUGCCCUUCCACUGGGCUCUGUGGCCCUAAAAGACUGUCUGGACCCCCAGCAACACUCACACACACUUAGCAAACAAGCGGGUCACCAUCUAUGCAUGUCAUGAAUUUGCUGAAGGCAGGACAGGUGUGUUUGUGUGUGCGUGGGUGGAUGUGUGUGUUGUGUGUUGGUGCGCGUCAUGUUCCCCUGCGCUUUCAGAGGCCAUUUCUCCUGUGACCCACAUUUCGGCGCAAGCACAGAAGCGAUAAUAACAAAAUAUUAAAGGUACCCAGAUGCUAUUUAUUUACUUGAGGGUAGUUUCAGGACUGCCUGUGUGAGUGCGAGUGUGUGUCUGAGACAAAGUACGACCAACCAGUGUGACAGCGAACAAUGAAACCUGCUAUAGAAAUGGCCCAGGGAGUGAGGAUACCAAGGUACACUGAGUAUAUAAAUAUAUUUAGAUUAGAUAUGUUAUUUAUUUUUGGAAGAUGAAUGUCUGAUAAGACCGACCCAAUGCCUUAAUGUCUAUAUUGUCCUUAUGUUUUCUAUGAAAUAAGAGAUAAAUAUUCUAUUACGGUAUGUCUGUUUGGACCUACAUCUCUAUAUUGUUAUUCUGUCGUGGAAAGUAAAUAGCCUAGCUUAUUAUUAAAAAUGUUAUUUCAGAAAUGUACAGUACCGUGGGGCUGCUUGAGAUCUGAUUUAUCGUAUUGAUAUUAAAGUAUUUUCUUAAUUACUAAUUUCUUAUUUAUUCUAACCUAGUUUAUUUUUUUGUCCAAUCAAAGCGCUGGACUUAUAGAAAUAUAUUUCUAAAUGUCUUUAAGAGUUAUGCAUGUCUUUAUAACUCAGCUCAGACCCCACAACACCAGGCAUCUGAAUGCACUGUACCUCCCACAGUUCCUCAGUCACUUGAGCCUGAAAACCUCACACACUCCUACCUUCAAACCUAUGGCCUGCCGAUGAGCGCGACACAGGCCGCCCUGCUGUGAUAUCGUUUGACGGUACAACUGUAUAGUUGAGGUGACGAUUGGAGGGGUGGAGCCGAUUUUUUUUUUUUUUUUUUAAAGUCAAAGUUGGGGCACAGUCGAGACGGUUUCUGGUCAAACAGUGAGGGCUGAAGUAAAGGGGGAAAGGGGGGCGCUAGUGUCAGCAAUACUGGACAAUCAGUAAGGGAAGGAGAGCUGUGCAACACUAAAAAAAAAAUACAAGAAAAGAGGCCAAAAGCCACAUCUGGCACCAUUAUGGAGUGCUCACUGGAGAACUAGCUGUCUGGAAAAUGUAUAUGGCAGACAGCACAAAAAGCUCUGGCAGAAGAAGAGCAUUAUGUAAUGAUACAAGUUAAAGCAAGACUAUUUAACUAUUUAACAAAGUGGCAACUGUGUGACGGGAUAAUGCUAAAUGCUAAAAUAUAUAGCACAAGUAGAGAAAAUCAUUCAGUCUGGCUAAAUUCUGUUGAACAGCAGAAGUGUGGAUGUAAUGUUUGCUAACAUUAGCCACCAUGUACUGUAGUCUGAUAUUAGCUACCAUUAGCUACUGGCUGACAUUAGCAACCAUUAGUUACAGGUUGACAUUACUUACUAUUGACUGGCUAAAAAUGAGCUACCAUUAGCGACUGGCUGAAAUUAGCUACCAUUAGUGGUUAGCUGGCAUUAGCUACCAUCAGUAUUUCAUCAUUUAAAAGUUACAUUUCCUAUUUUCAGAAUGAGGCUAGGGUAAAUGUUGCUGAACAGCAGUCACUGUGGCUACCAGUAGCAAUUUCAGGAUAAUGCUAAAUGUAUAUGAAUUUAAAAAAACUAAGCAAACUGACUCUGUAAUUUUAGCUAACAUUAGCUACCACAAGCUAACAUAAACUGGUGGUCAUACCAAGGCUGUAGAAAAGGUGUUUUACUGCUGAUAAAUUCGCCUUUCUUUUAUUGUUAGGGGAAUAAUGUGUUAUUUCCUUCUUUAAAGUGUUACAUAGUCUUGUUUUGAUCAGGAAAUAAAACACAGCAAAGCAAAACAAUGGUAAACAUUGUCUGAAAGCCCUCCAUGCUAUCCCGACUGUGUGGUCUUUGCGUUGUCCACUGUGCCAACUCCAACUGGCUCACAACCCCUUUAGUGUACAGUAGAUUGUAACACUUAAAACCAUGUCUGAAUGUAUCGCUGGUGGAAACACCACACAAACAUAACGUGGGAAAUGGUUUUGACAGAGCUGAAUAACAUUGGAGCUGUACCACGCUAAAUUGUGGUAUCUAUUUAUCUUCAGAGUCUUGAAUGUGUAUAUUGUGUACAUAGAGAGAGUUUAACUAAAAAUCUAUUGAACAUAACUAGAGUACUUAGAUUUUACCUAUGUUGCAAUGAUAUUCCUAUGUAAAGACUUUGGCUACAGAUUUUUAAAAAGGGGACGGGUUUUUUGCUUUGAGGUUGUACAGUGAAUUGUAUGCUUUCUCCCACAUGGUCUCUGUGACUAUAUGAAAAAAAAUGCUCUGUCUAUUUUAUUAUAGAAAUCUCUUUGCCUUGUUGACACACUUUACCUAAUGGCAUAUGCAAUAGUGACAUGAAUACGAUCUAGUUUACAACCGUGGAACCAAAUGUAACAUUGCAUCGAUGAUUUAUUUUCUCUUUUGUGGCGAGCAGAAGCUGUUUUGCUCCUUGUACAUUUCUCUCUCUGCCAAGUGUAUUUUGUUUUUGUCGCUGGGAACUUUGUUCUUGACAUGUCUCAAAGCGCUUUCCCCAUUUUCUGUGUCCAUGGACGGACUCUUCUUUUACAGAUUGAUCUCAGAGUGACUCAGUCUGAAUGUGUCGUCGUCUUCCAUUGUACAUAAUUCAAUAUACUGUUUAUUGUGAUGCUCACAAGAGAUGAUUAUAAUGAUUUAUAAAUUCUGGUAGUCAAGUAUUGCUUUUGUCUGUAUUGAUUAUGGAUAGCAACCUACAGAAAUAAAUGAAUUUAUUUAAAGAGGUA